UCUCGCUCUUUAACUCCAAUCACCAAGAGUCUCUCUUCCUCCUUUUCUCUUGAAGUUACAACAAUGAUGUUGCAAAAAGAAGAGGUGGAGAUGGACGAAAACGAUGGCAAUGGAGAACAAACGAAGAUCGUAAACAAGGCACACAUGUUAGAAACAAUUCCAUAUUUCUUGACACCAUGAUCAACAGCAGCCGGAGGCAGAGCCAAUUAAAUUCAAUGUCUCCUGCAACACCAGUGGUUAUUUCCUCUGUGCAGGAACUUUAUGAGUUUGCAUGCUCGGGUCCUCUUGUAGAGAAACUGGGUCUGACCCCAAAAAUAAUUGCAGAGACCUUUCAUAGGUGGUUAAAUUGCGGGCUUUACCUCUGCAGAUUAUUUCAAUUCAAUGAACUUAACCUAUCAAUCCCUCAGAAAGCCAGAUUUUAUCACUUUUAUAUACCGGUGUUCUUCUGGUGUGAAGAUCAGAUUUUCCAUCACAGGUCAAUGUUCAAGGAUGCAGAAGAUAUCCCUCCUUUAGUGAUUGGUUUCGCUGCUCCACAAGGAAGUGGGAAGACUACACUURUUUYUGCUCUAGAUUAUCUUUUACGAUGCACUGGAAGGAAAUCUGCAACAAUAUCAAUAGAUGAUUUCUAUUUGACAGCUGAGGAUCAGGCUGAACUGCGAGAAGAAAAUCCUGGAAAUGCACUUUUAGAGCUUCGGGGGAAUGCUGGAAGCCAUGAUCUUCAGCUAUCUGUUGAAACACUGAUGGGCCUAUGCAGAUUAAACCAUCCAGGCAUGAGGAUGAAGCUUCCACGUUACAACAAAUCUGCGUUUGGUGGAAGAGGUGACAGAGCUGAUCCGUCAACAUGGCCGGAGGUUGAAGGGCCACUAGCAGCUAUUUUGUUUGAAGGUUGGAUGCUUGGUUUUAAACCCCUUGAAAUGGAAGUAGUCAAGGCCAUCGAUCCACAGCUAGUGGUUGUUAACRAARAYCUUGAGGCUUAUUAUGAUGCAUGGGACAAGUUUGUUGCGUCAUGGAUGGUAAUCAAGGUUAAGGACCCAAAUUGUGUCUAUGAGUGGCGAUUGCAGGUCAUAGACUUUAUUUCACGUUUCCUGUCGGCAUACAAGGCCUAUCUUCCAACACUCUAUUCAGAAGGACCAAAUGGAUCAGAUAUUGAGCAUCUCCUUGUUGUUGAAAUUGAUGAAAAUAGAAAUCUUAUCUUACAUAGCUAACUAAAUGUGGUUCAUCUAGAAUACUUAGAAAUUAAAAGCCAUUUUUAGUCUCUUGGAGAGAAGAUGUGAUGUUUACAAGUACUGUUAGUGAUAGUUGGCAUCAAUGUAAUAAAAUAUA
Nelumbo nucifera (sacred lotus) is the source of this 1323-nucleotide messenger RNA. The record is from RefSeq and is a predicted model, not a curated record. NCBI's taxonomy places the organism in Eukaryota, Viridiplantae, Streptophyta, Magnoliopsida, Proteales, Nelumbonaceae.